UUGAUUAAAGUGUACAUUGUCAACAAUGAAAACUCAGUUUAUAUAGUGAAAUCUAGCUUUCAUUAACUACUGGAGGAAACUGUCACAUUAUUCUGUCACAGCAUAUUUUCAACACCAAAGAGGUGUUUAACCACUUGUAAAACCACAGUUGUUUCCACUUUAUGGUUAACCAUCAACAAGGCCUUUGUAUAAAGAAGUCUCAUUGUUUACGUUACAUUUUUUUCCUUUUCUCUUCUGACAUAAGCUGUCACACCCAUUCAGAAGAUGUCAUCCUCUAACCUGGUUAACUGGUUUAUCACACAUGGUUCACAUUCCUCUAUAAAAUGAAUGAGUCAGUACAGUUUCAUUGAAACUCUGUUUAACAUUCAGCUUUCUAACAUGUCUCGGAGCAGUACAGCAAGCCAAAGCCGAUAUGGCACUCAGGAGAAACCCCGCCGAUCUGGAAGAUACAGCAGCUCCAGCAGCCGCAGCAGCUCUAGAGACGUGCUGUGUGAUUUUUGUAUGAUUAAGAAAAACAAGGCAGUAAAAUCGUGUCUGACUUGCUUAACCUCCUUUUGUGAAGCGCAUCUCCAGGCUCAUUAUGAGUAUCCAGCUCUCAUGAAGCACAAACUGGUGGCGGCGACAGGGCAACUGCGUGAAAAGAUCUGCGGCGAACAUGACAAACUUCUGGAGGUUUUCUGUCGUUCUGACCAAAUGUGUGUUUGUGUUUUGUGUAUUAUGGAGGAACAUAAAAAACAUGACAUUGUUUCAGCAGCAGCUGAAAGGACGGAAAAGCAGAAACAGCUUGGGGCUAAACUAAUGACUUCACAGCAGAAAAUUGAGGAAAGGAUGAAGAAAUGGCAAGAUCUCAGGCAGGCAGUGGCAUCUCUAAAGCAUUCAUCACAGAGUGUGCUGGAUGAGAAUGAACGUAUUUUUGCUGAGCUGCUGCGAGCGUUGGAGAGGAGGCAUGGAGAAGUGAAGGAGAUGAUUCGAGCUCAAGAAGUCCUUCUGCUGACCAAUGCAGAGAGACAUUUGGCCAGACUAGAGGAAGAGAUUACCCUGUUAAGGAAGAAACACACUGACUUGGAGCAGCUCUCACAGUCUGAUGAUCACAUUCAUUUCUUACAGAGCUGGCAGUCUCUUUCUGCUCCUUCUGGAUAUGAAGAUUUGUCUAAGGUGACAUUAGCGCCUCACCACACAUUUGACAAUGCAAAGAAAGCCAUCUCUGACUUAAAGGUGCAAAUGGAAGACAUAAGCAAGGAAGAACUGAACAAAAUCUCUUCAGCAGGUUGUUAAAACUCAUAAAUAUACCGUAUGUUGCAAACUUACCACAGAAGUGUUUUUUACUUUGUCUUUGUUUGUAGUGUAGACUUAUGUGGGAAUACAGUAAUUUAAAGCUGUUUAGCAUACACGUGUAACUUUUUUACACUUGUCUUGUGAAAUAUUAUUGCAGUUUAAACAAUUUCAAAGAAUAUUAAACAUUAGUAGAGUAUAUAACUAGCGUGUGCAGAGCAAGUAGUUAGAUUUUUUCUUCAGAGCCUCACACAGACCGAAGAGUGCUUUUUGCCACGCUGAUUAUGAAACAAAUUCUC
Messenger RNA from Danio rerio (zebrafish), 1571 nucleotides. NCBI's taxonomy places the organism in Eukaryota, Metazoa, Chordata, Actinopteri, Cypriniformes, Danionidae. The record is from RefSeq and is a predicted model, not a curated record.